Acanthamoeba castellanii str. Neff is the source of this 1602-nucleotide messenger RNA. Its product is annotated as RNAbinding protein, putative. The coding region runs from base 1 to 1602 and encodes 533 amino acids. Gene Ontology annotation, molecular function: RNA binding. The transcript has 6 exons. NCBI's taxonomy places the organism in Eukaryota, Discosea, Longamoebia, Acanthamoebidae. The record is from RefSeq and is a predicted model, not a curated record.
AUGUAUCAGCAAGGGGGUGGUGGAGGAGCGCUUGAGCAGCGAACCGUCUAUGUGGGAUGCAUUCCGAGCAACCUCAACAGUGAAACGCUCGGCCAUUUCUUCUCCACAUGCGAUACCAUCAUCCAAAUUCGGCUUGCUGGGGAUCCUUCGUACUCAACGCGAUUCGGGUUCAUCGAGUUUGCCACACCUGAGGGCGCACAGAGAGCAUGCAACAUGAACGGAGUCGAGCUGGAUGGCAAGAAACUGCGCAUCACCCUCUCCAAGACGGCCAUCUCUUCGACCUCGAGCCACUCUGGGCACUCCGCUCAUUCUGCACAGAGCGACGCCUCGAGCGCCUACGCGUCAGCGGCGGCCGGACACAUGGGCCUGCACGCCUACGGCGCUGCCUACGGGAUGGGGUACGGCGCGCAGGGCGGCAUGCCCUACAUGCACGCGGGCAUGCCGCCGGCCUACGCGCCCGCCCACGGUUCCAACGACCGCGUCGCCUGCACCGUCUACGUCACCGGAGUCGACACACAGCUUCGUGAGGAGCACGUCAUUCAGCUGUUCAGCCUGUGCGGGACUGUCACUAAUAUCCGCAUGUGCGGCGAGACCGAGAACAAGGCGACCCGCUUCGCCUUUGUCGAGUUCUCCACGCGCGAGUCGGCCCUCAUGGCCAUGGGCCUGACCAACAUCGUGCUCGGCAACGCGCCCAUCAAGGUGAUGCCGUCCAAGACCGCCAUCCAGGCCGGCAGCCGGGGCGGCGGCGGAGGACCCGGUGGCGGUGGCGGGCCUAGGCCGCCGCACCACGCGCACGCUGCGGCCGCGUUCGACCCCACCUAUCAGGAGCGGGCCUCGCGCACCCUCUACGUGGGCGGCGUCGACAGCAACUUGUCAGAGGCGGAGCUCCUGCAGAUGUUCAGCGGCUUCGGUACCGUGACGAAGCUGGCCAUGGCGGGCGACACCACCGUCCACCAGGCCCGUUUCGCCUUUGUCGAGUUCUCUACCGUGGCCGAGGCUCACAUGGCCCUCGCCAUGAACGGCACCGUCGUCGGCGAACGGCCCAUUCGUGUGAGCCAGUCGAAGACGCCGAUCAACGCCGCCAAGAGCACCGUAUCCGGCGUGCCCGGCUACAACCCGUCCGCUGCGGCGGCCUCGGCCCAGGCCUUCCUGGCCGAGUCGUGGCAGCAACAGCAGCAGAUGCAGCUCAUGCAGCAGCAGGAGCUCCAGCAGCAGUACGACAUGGCCCGCCAGUACUCCUCCUCUUCAUCGUCUGCGCCGUCAUCACACGACGACCAGACGCCCGAGAAGAAGCGCAAGAGGAGCCGCUCGCGCAGCCGCAGCCGCAGUCGUAGCCGUUCGCGCAGCCGCGAUCGCAGUCCCUCGCGCGGAUCGUCGUCGUCGAGGCGGAGGAGCCGAAGCCGCAGCAGGAGCCGCAGCCCGUCGAGCCGCAGCGGCGAGGGCGAGAGCAAGCGACGAAGGGAGGAGCAGCAGCACCGCGAAGGUGCCGAUGCGCCCCAGGCUACCGCGCCGACGACAAGCGAGGGAGGCGAAGCCGCCGCUGCCGCGACCACCAACGCCACCGAAACGAACAGCAGCUCUGCCGAGGCAGAGCUGUUGUAA